AGCGCGACGUCUCGGAGCAGCUGGGGAGGCUGCUGUCAGAGCGGAGCUAACCUAGCUGCUGUUAGCCGGCUAGCUCACGCCGGGAGAGCCCGAGAAGCGAACCAUGGCGGGUGUGCACGCCCAGGACGACCUGCUGAAAAUGACACACAGAGAAAACUGGAAGGUGCAGCAUGAGCGUCUGCAUGUGAAGCACAGGGGUCAUGAGGCCAUGCAUGCAGAGAUGGUGCUGAUCCUCAUCGCCACGCUGGUGGUGGCUCAGAUCGUCCUGGUGCAGUGGAAGCAGAGGCACCACCGGUCCUACAACCUGGUGACUCUUGUCCAGAUGUGGGUGGUGCCUCUUUACUUCACCAUCAAACUCUACUGGUGGAGGUUUCUGUCCAUGUGGGGCAUGUUCUCCGUCGUCACCAGCUACGUCAUCUUCAGAGCCACUCGCAAGCCGCUGUCCUGCAGGACGCCGAGGAUGGUGUACAAGUGGUUCCUGUUGAUCUACAAGCUGAGCUAUGCCGUGGGCGUCCUGGGCUACCUGGCCAUCAUGUUCACCAUGUUCGGCUUCAACGUCUUCUUCAGGAUCAAGGCAGAGGACUCUAUGGAUGUUGGUGUAAUCAUGCUGUUUUAUGGGCUUUACUACGGCGUCAUGGGCAGAGACUUCGCUGAAAUCUGCUCCGACUACAUGGCUUCUACUAUUGGGUACUACAACAAGGGAGGCAUGCCCAGCAGGAGUCUGACCAAUGACAUCUGUGCAGUGUGCGGUCAGAGGAUCCUGGUGGACGUGGAGGAGGAGGGAUUUAUAGAAGACACCUACCAGCUCUCCUGUGGACACAUAUUUCACGAGUUCUGCAUCCGCGGCUGGUGCAUCGUGGGUAAGAAGCAGACGUGUCCGUACUGCAACGAGAAGGUCGACUUGAAGAGGAUGAUGAACAACCCCUGGGAGAAGACACAUGUUCUGUACGGACAGCUGCUUGAUUGGCUCAGGUACCUGGUUGCCUGGCAACCCAUCAUCAUCGGUAUCGUCCAUGGAAUCAACUUCUCCCUGGGCCUAGAAUAGAUCCCUGAGGAACGCCGCUGUAAGUAUGUCCUGGAGGCGGGAAAUGUGCAGAGCUGUUCGGCAGUCUGGGCUACGAGGACCUGAUUCAGGCUGCUUCUCAAGUCUUUUGUUCCCCCCGUCCAUGUUUGACUGAACGCUCGCACUGUUUCCAGCAGAGUGGUCCCAGGUGGUCCAGGUCUCUGUGUGCAGAGGACACUGUGACGCUAAAACUGCUGCCAACUUGAACAAAGAUGCCGAAGCACAGAUCCAGUAUUUGGUCAUUUCACCGCAGAAAGAUGUGUCUCGUUUGGAAGUUCUGGAAACGUCGCCGUCAUGCAUGUUGUUUUUACGGCGAGGAAUCAUUGCUUCACUUUGUACUGUGUCAUAAAAAUGCCUUUUAAACCGUUUUUAUAGUUUGCACGCUUUUCACCUCUGGUCCUGUUGACGCCGCCAACACGAGUUUCUGCUCAAAGUGUUCUUGGAGCUGCUGCAGAUCAGCGUCAUCAGAAAAAGGACAGUUCUGUCUGAAUUGUUGUUUUGUAACCUGUUUACAUCUCACCUAACUUUGGUUGUUGCAGUUUUGUCUGGGACGUCUGUUCUGUUCUGUUUUGGUUUGUACGAAGCUAAAGCUGAUGGUCAGCUUAUUGUAGCAGUUGGAGCCAAUCUGACACUGUUCUGUAUCUGAGGAAGACUCUUCAUCACAGCAGCUGACGCUCACUGUCGGCGGUGCAGAGGAGACUCACCUGCAGGAAUUGAUUCAAGAACAGGUGGUAAAGAUCGGAGAGGAAGAGUGGACUCUUUGCAAUGCUGUUCUUCCAGCAUGGCAGCAUGUGUCUUAUAACUAUGUUAACCACACAUUAGACACCACCAACAGGUUUGCUCAGAUCCUUUCGCUGUAGUGAUCCAACAGGAAGAACGCUUUCUUUUGCCAAAUCAGGCUGACGUUGCUUUGUUACCAAGACUGCUGCUAAUAUUAACUUUCUAUUUAUUAAAUAUUUA
Messenger RNA from Chelmon rostratus (copperband butterflyfish), 2023 nucleotides. RefSeq names its product ring finger protein 175 (gene rnf175). Bases 104 to 1045 code for a protein of 313 amino acids. The record is from RefSeq and is a predicted model, not a curated record. The transcript is spliced from 9 exons. Lineage: Eukaryota; Metazoa; Chordata; Actinopteri; Chaetodontiformes; Chaetodontidae. Gene Ontology annotation, cellular component: Golgi membrane; endoplasmic reticulum membrane. Gene Ontology annotation, molecular function: metal ion binding; ubiquitin protein ligase activity.